This is a messenger RNA of Cheilinus undulatus (humphead wrasse), 2599 nucleotides long. RefSeq names its product solute carrier family 7 member 11 (gene slc7a11). NCBI's taxonomy places the organism in Eukaryota, Metazoa, Chordata, Actinopteri, Labriformes, Labridae. Gene Ontology annotation, molecular function: L-amino acid transmembrane transporter activity. Gene Ontology annotation, cellular component: membrane. The coding region runs from base 188 to 1654 and encodes 488 amino acids. The record is from RefSeq and is a predicted model, not a curated record. The transcript has 12 exons. Gene Ontology annotation, biological process: amino acid transmembrane transport.
CAGGCCUGCAGGGCUGGACAGAUUAGUGAGUGGAGCAUGAAUGAAAGAGAGCGGGGUGUGUGAGGAGGUCUGCCCUCCCUGGAAUUUACUCCCACAUUUUUAACUUUGGCUACAGUGAUCACACAGACAGAGUGAGUCCAGAGGGACACUGCGGAGAGACUGUGUUUGUCUAUAUGUUUUCCCAAAAAUGACAAAAGAGUCUGCAUCCAACAGACACAAAGCUUCCCAGAAUGGGGCUCUGCAGGACAAGGAGAAGAAGAAGAAAGUGGGACUGGGCAAGAAGGUGACCCUGCUCAGAGGGAUCGCCAUGAUCAUCGGCACCAUCAUCGGAGCUGGGAUCUUCAUCUCCCCAAAGGGCAUUCUCAAAUAUUCAGGCAGCACAGGAAUGUCACUGAUCGUGUGGAUCGCAUGCGGGGUGCUGUCACUCUUUGGAGCACUGUCCUACGCCGAGCUGGGGACCUGUAUCAAAAAGUCUGGUGGGCACUACACGUACAUCAUGGAAGCGUUUGGACCUCAGAUGGCUUUCAUACGACUGUGGUCUGAUCUAAUUGCCAUAAGGCCUGCAGGGAUGGCCGUCAUCACUCUGGCGUUUGGUCAGUACGUCCUGGAGCCACUGUUCAUGCCCUGUGGGAUCCCACCUAUUGCUGUUAAACUGACCGCCGCCAUCGGCAUCACCUCUGUCAUGUAUCUGAACAGUAUGAGCGUGACGUGGACCACAAGGAUUCAGAUCUUUCUCACCUUCAGCAAGCUCCUGGCCAUCGCCAUCAUCAUCGUGCCAGGGAUGUACCAACUGUUCAAAGGUGAGACCAGCAACUUUGAGAGUGCCUUUGAGCUGAAGGAUAUCCAACUCUCCGGGAUGCCUCUGGCCUUUUACUCAGGGAUGUAUGCAUAUGCUGGGUGGUUUUAUCUCAACUUUGUGACAGAGGAGGUGGAGAGGCCAGAACGGACUGUGCCUUUAGCGAUCUGUAUUUCCAUGGGGAUAGUGACUUCCUGUUAUGUGCUGACUAACGUGGCUUACUACACUGUGAUGACCGCUGAGGAGCUGUUGGCCUCUGAAGCCGUUGCUGUGACCUUUGCUGAGAAGCUGUUAGGGAACUUCUCCAUCGCCGUGCCCGUGUUUGUGGCCUUGUCCUGCUACGGCUCCAUGAACGGCUGCCUCUUUGCUCUGUCAAGGAUGUUCUAUGUGGCGUCACGGGAAGGACAGCUCCCUGAGGUUUUGUCGAUGGUCCACGUCCGCAGACACACUCCACUGGCUGCUGUCCUCAUAAUGUACCCCAUGACGAUACUCCUGCUGUUUGUCAGUGACCUCUACAGCCUGCUGAACCUCAUGAGCUUCCUGCGCUGGCUCUUCAUCGGCAUUGUUGUUCUGGGUUUGAUCUAUAUGCGGUAUACAAAACCCAACCUGCCCCGCCCCUUUAAGGUCCCACUCUUCAUCCCUGUGGUGUUCUCCCUCACAUGUUUCUUCAUGGUCUUUUUGUCCCUGUACUCAGACCCCAUUAACACGGGGAUUGGAUUUGCCAUUUCUCUUACGGGGAUACCUGCCUAUUAUGUCUUCAUUUACGUCAGUGACAGACCAAAGUGGCUUCAGAGAGCUUUAGAUUCCUUCAACAGAACCCUACAGAUCAUCAUGGAGGUCGUCCCUGCUGAGGAAUAACAGCACAGAAUCACACUACAAUAAUAAAUACACUUUUGUUGUUCUCUAAACCCAAAGACUGAUUUAGUGCAAAUAUCAAAUGUUAGAACUUUUGCUGCGUGUCAGUUACUAUGUGUGUUGUGAAAAUACAGAUUCCUGUUGUAUCAUCUUAAAGUCAUGUUAAAUCUGCAUCUGCAUGCAUCUCAUCACCAUCAUCAGUUUGUUUUGAUUCCCUGCUUAUUUGAAUACAGACACUUUAGCCUGGAUUCUUCUUCUGCAUGAAUCUACGCUGUCCAGAUUCCAUGUCUGUCAUCAGGGGAUCCAUCUUGCAAAGGAAACAUAUUUAUCUGGAACUUUUGAGUGGAAGCAUGAUAACAAAUCUAAAGUUUUCACUGUUGAUGAUGCUAAAGGAGAGCAGGUGUUAUGGUAAAACUAGUGAAUGGUUAUGUCUAAUACAUGCUUAGAAGUUAUUAAUUUAAUGAAACGAAACAAAAGGGCUCUCUAAUAUCUGUUAUUAACUCAGACACAUUUGACAUGUUGUCACCAGAUUACUUAUUUUUACUUCGAAUGAACGCGUCUCUAUGAUGUGAACUCAGAGAUGAACUGCUCCUGAAGAAGCUACUUUUGUUUAGCACAAUUGGUGAACACAUCGGGUCAAGCUGCCUCUGUAGCCUGGAAACGGAGUCAUGUUGGCAGCUGCAGAGGCUCAUUUAUGCAUUUCCUUUAUUUACAGAAAUGAUGGUCGUAUUUUCAUUCAAGUGGCUUUGGUCACAAUUGCUAAUGGAGCCCAAGGGUUCUCCACAAUAAACUGUUCAAAUGUCAUACAUGUCCUGAUGGAGCGUGGAAGUUUUUUCUGGUAAAUGUAUCAUAGACGCACACCUAAAAAAAAUAUUUAAAUGCUUUUUUUUGUCUUCUAUUCUGCUGUUUUGCUGUUCUUAGGAAUUUUUUUACAGAUAAUAAAAUAAA